GCGAAACGAACAGGUUGUCGGUGCAAUACAGGCUAAUAUUUCGUUAGUCUAAUUGAUUGGUAUUAUUUUGUGGAUACAAGAUCUUUAAGCAUUUUUGCAUAUAUGUGAAGGUGCUGCAAGUUGUGAGUUGCGACAUCAAUAAUACAAUAUAUAGAAAAAAAAAAAAGAAAGAGAUAGAUAGAAAUAAGUGCAAACUACAAUCACUUGACAACUUUUUAAAAGACCACACCUAUUCCGAUUUUUUUUUUCUAAACGGCUUUAAAUUGCUAUAAAUGCCGCAAACCAACUACAACAACAACAACAACACCAGAACUAAGGACAACAACAAAAAUGCUGAUUUGCAGAAAAAAUUUGGUCACUUUUAAAAUUUUGUUGCUGCUACUGCUAAGCAUUUGUGCUAAACUUUCAGAAUCUCUUAUUGUGCCACAAGAACUACCAUCAAUACUAUCACUAGUCUAUUCAAACAUACCUCCAAUCAAGAAAGGCACCGAUUCACGUCUUGGAUUUGGUUUUCGUCUGGGUGAGCAUGCAGAUUUUCAAAUACUAGUCGAAUUAGGACCACAAAAAGAAACACGUCCCAUCGGUGAAAAAGAUGGAAGUGAAUCAUCUUUUAAUAAACGUCAUGUAAGCAAAAGCGAUCAGAGAAAUGCUUUGCGCCAAUACUACAGACAACAGCAACGGCAACAGGAAUUGACAUCGACAGAACGCAGUGCUGCCAAUUGGUUAGAAAAUUGGUCAAAAGAUAUGAAUGCUAAUAGCAAAAAGUCAACAAAAGAAAAACGCCAACAAAUCAUAUCAGCUAAACAACAGUUCCCGAAGGUUGCUGGCCUGCCAGCAGUGCCAGUUGUACCAGAAAACUCACUAAAGCAAUUGCAGAUGUUAUACAAAAUGGCAGGAACAACAGCUACAAUGACAAUGACAGUUGAAACAACAACAACGCAAGCAACGACAACACAACAAACUAGCACAACUCCUGUGCCUUUUAGAGGAGGUCCUCUAAAUUUAGGAGGUCCAGCAGGCUUCACAUUAUCACCAUUAUUACCCAUUAAAUCGCAAAACCCAUUAAGACAUAUACCAACUCUUUUAGAUCCAAGAACCAACACUUUAAAAGAAUCUCAGCAAGAGAAGUCUAAAGAACAAAUUACCAAGGAACUCAUGGAUGUCUCGCUUGAAGCUGAGGAGUGAUGUGCAGACGGUUUUGUUCCAAUAAUAGUUGUUGUAAAAUAGUUAAGGCGAAUUGUGUUCUGAGUGUUGCAUUUUUGAGGUUGCAUUAGUUACUCGUAAUUGAAGUGCUGCACAAAACUCUGGUGGUGAUAUAUUUUAUUUUUUUUUUUUGUA
Teleopsis dalmanni is the source of this 1338-nucleotide messenger RNA. RefSeq lists its product as uncharacterized. The record is from RefSeq and is a predicted model, not a curated record. The coding region runs from base 331 to 1185 and encodes 284 amino acids. The transcript has 4 exons. Lineage: Eukaryota; Metazoa; Arthropoda; Insecta; Diptera; Diopsidae.